CUGCAGGUACCUGAAUAUGGCAAAUUUGGGUGUGUGGAAGUGACCGAAACAGUUCUACCAAAUGAACCAGAGCCUGGACCCGUAACUGUUGGAGGCGUCCUGAAAGGUAUCGGAAGCGCUGUUGGUGGUGCUGUUGGUAGCGCUGUGCAACGCCUAGGCCCAUAUGGCCAACUAUAUUAG
Messenger RNA from Gongylonema pulchrum, 180 nucleotides. NCBI's taxonomy places the organism in Eukaryota, Metazoa, Nematoda, Chromadorea, Rhabditida, Gongylonematidae. The record is from the annotation of a GenBank genome assembly.